AUGGAGCGAAAACAAAAUAGACCGUGGAGCUCGAAGAAAUGGACAGGUCCGAAAGAGUUUGUUGGAGUCCUCUGCUGGGUAACCUACCAGCAGUUCGAUGAAGUAUGCGUGAGGGGAGAGUCGAGCCAGCGGCAGGCAAUGGCCACAGACGGACAGAUAUAUCAAGAUUUUUCCCAGAACGUCGAAUAUUCGAAUAAUCAAGGCUUCCUGGAAGGAUUUCCGCCAUCACCCUGGCGGGAAACCGUGGAAUCGCACAUGGAAUAA
Paracoccidioides lutzii Pb01 is the source of this 264-nucleotide messenger RNA. RefSeq lists its product as hypothetical. The record is from RefSeq and is a predicted model, not a curated record. The transcript is spliced from 2 exons. The coding region runs from base 1 to 264 and encodes 87 amino acids.